Manduca sexta (tobacco hornworm) is the source of this 5279-nucleotide messenger RNA. RefSeq lists its product as uncharacterized. Gene Ontology annotation, cellular component: nucleus. The transcript has 3 exons. The record is from RefSeq and is a predicted model, not a curated record. NCBI's taxonomy places the organism in Eukaryota, Metazoa, Arthropoda, Insecta, Lepidoptera, Sphingidae. The coding region runs from base 3016 to 4845 and encodes 609 amino acids. Gene Ontology annotation, molecular function: DNA binding.
GAUAAUUGUUUUUGAUACCUGACUAUUUGUUAUUGGGUUAAUAUUAAGCAUAUUUACUUAAGAUUAAAUAAUGGCAGUCUUUAUGAACUAAAAUGCAGCUCUGAGUCUUCAACCCUCUGCUUACGUUAUAUACAGAUUUCCGAGUGAGCUUUCAAGUGAGCGUAGACGGCCAAAUCCCAUUUUUUUUAUAAAUAUCGAGCUCGAGACUCCAAUGAGCAUUAUUCGAUAUUCCUUAUAAAUAAGAAUUUGGCCAUCUAUGCCUACUUAAAAACUAACCCCCGUUAUAGGUAUUAUGUUAGUAAACAUGAUAUUAUUUUAUUUUAUUACUAGCUUUCACGCGCGUCACAUAUAACUACGAGAUAAAAUAUAGCCUAUGUCACAACCAGAUAAUGUAGUUUUCUAUGUGUGAAAGAAUUUUUGAAAUCAGUCGAUUAGUUAUGGAGUCUAUGCGCUACAAAUUAACAAAUAUUUCCUCUUCAAAACGUUAGUUUAGAAAAUUUCAGUUUCUUCUUGUAAGCAGGCUCAUCUUAUAUCGGAAUCACUGCUAUACAUGUGACAUUUUGCGGCGUUUCUGAAGUUUUGUUUCGUUGAUUAAAGUACGUACUUAAUUUUGCUUGACCUAUUUUUUUCAUCCUAACCUAGCCUAGCCUAAAAACUGUAAUCAGGUGCAGUUAAAGUAAGUCCGUAUAUACAUUGUACAAUAAAAGAAACUUUGGAAGUUAUAUUUCAAUACUAGAUACAAAAUACGUAUUUUGUAUCUUGUAUAUUCUUGUCAUUUAGUUUUAAGUAACAACAUUAUUUUAUCGCAUGCUGUGUUUACCUAUAAGUUGGCUUGUUAUUUUUAGUUAAGAUUUAUUUAUAAUAAGAAAUGUAAUAGCAUGUAAUAUUGUAUAUGUAAAAGCCGUUGGUAGACCGAAUAAAAUAAAUAAAUAAAUAUAUGUUUUUCAAAUACUUGUAUUUAGAUUAAGUCACUUUUCUGCUUUUUACAUGCCCUUCCGACGCAUGGAUUAUUUCACUUGUCAGGCAAUCGGGUUUUCAGCCCAUAAUGCCUUAACCUGACUGCGACCAAACACACUAAGUAUGUGCCGUCGCGCGGAUUCUAAUUUCUAACCCACGACCUUCCGGGUUAUAGCAAAAACCAACAUAUUUAAAGUCAUGAUUCCAACCAAUGAAUGAUGCUGUGCUCUGUGAUUGGCCCAUUUGAAUUGGAUCAAAUAAGUACGGAGUGGAUUUGUAUAAAUUUUAGCUAUUUAAAAAAGUAUAUUGACGAGUAAUUGUUGAUCCAAACGGUGCCACUAACUCACGUACAUAUGGUAUUGGAUCAACAAAUUAAGCAUGGAUCAACAAAUUCAAGCGGAUCAAUUUAAAACUGAUCAUACCUAACGCUGGAUCUAACAAUGCCUAGUGGAGAAAACUAUAUAUAUAUGUAUAGAUAUAUAUUUAUAUGUACAUAUGUUUUUACUUUUAUUAUAUGUUACAAUAUUAAGCACAUCACUAAAUCACACUAAGGACAUCACUAUAAAAAAAAAGGUUUAAUAUGUGUCUAUGGUCUAUGUCCUCCUUCUUCCUCUAUGAUCGGCUUCUAACAUGUAAAACGUUUUUUUUCGUCAAGUUAUAUUUUGUAUUAACAAAUAAUAAAGGGCUAAUUAGAAGAAAUAUAUGUGUUUAUUAUCUCAACAUUAUAUACCCCUAACCAGUAUUAAUUUUAUUUUUCCACUGUCCACUCCUUAUGAGCGUAAAAGGGUUAUAAGAAAAUAUGAUACUUUAUAUAAAAAGUGGUUCAUGACUCCCGAACUUCCCCUACUUGUUUGUGUAUAUGUGAUAAAAACAGUCAUGAACUCUUGUAAUAGUUCACUCCGACAUUUGCACCCAGCAAGUAUUAAUUAUCACAUUGCUUUUAAAAUGUAUCUAUAAGUAAACACAAUAAUUAUUUUUUACCCAGUGCCAAAGGUUUGUCUUUUGGUUCAGAUGGAUAUAUAUGUUCUUAAAAGUGUUUAGCCUUAUAAGUCGAGGCCUACUUGUAGAAGACACGCGGUAUACAAUACUCAAAUUGGAAUAUAAACAAGUUUAUUCCAAAAAAAUAUAAAAAUGUUACGGAGUAAAGUAUGUCACCUGCGUAAAAGACGUGAAUUAUUUAAGAAGCGAUUACAUAGUGCUGGAAAAUUGUCUGAUAAUGUAGCUUUUCAAAUAAUAAAUAAAAACAUGAGAAAACCAGCACAGUUGUUUGUUCUCAUGCACAUGCAUAAAGCUACAGACGAAAAAGAAAACGAAGGGAAGACGAUUUUCACUAGAGGAAUAAAUUUUGUCAUUGUCUUUAUUAAAAAAAAAGUCCCAAGUAUUACAUACUUCUGUGCAAAAUUUUACCAUCUAUCUACCAUCAAGAACGAUGAAACGUACUUUAAGCCAAAUUAAGAUAACUCCAGAAAUCAAUCCUACAAUUUAUAAAAGGUUGAAAAUGACACUGCUGGAAAUAGAGAACAAAGAUCGUUUUUGCACUGUUCUGUUUGACGAAAUGUCAAUAACUCCCCAUGUGUUAUAUGAUCCAUACAAAGAUGAAAUAAGAGUUUGCUUCAAAUAAAAAAUGGUCUCAUAACCAUGCUUUGGUUUUUAUGAUAAAAGGCAUUGUUCGAUACAAUUAUUCGACAUAAAUAUAAGUGGCAAAACUUAGUUGUUUGCAACACCGAACGCUGGUGACGCUCGCCCCUUUUUUUUCUUUUUUUCCCCGGGACUGCGACGCAUCAUGGCUGCCAUGCAAAAUUAUUUAAUUGUUAACUAUAUAGGGCGAAGUCCCGUAACGCCGGACGGCACCUAGCGCCGGACACUCGUACUAUUCAAGCGAGUAUAAAGCAGUUCGAUUCAAAAUACAAGUGAAAGGGGCGCGGGGGGCACAGGAUCACGCGCCGCGCCUCGCCAGUGACGCACACGGCCGCGGCUGGAGUAACCGUUUGCUGUUUUAGGCGCGAAAUCACGGCGUCACCUAAAUAUCAAUAGUAUAGAAGAAAGAAGAUAAUUAAAAUGGAAGAGAAGAAAAAGAAAGGAUCCUGGGAGCCACAGAGCUUACAAACUGCUAUUGAUAAGGUUAUGUCAAAAGAACUGAGUGUAAGACAAGCUGCAAUGCGAUACAAUAUUCCUAAAAGCACUAUACAUGAUAAAAUAAAGGCCCUAAAUCGAGGAGAAGAAGUAACAAUGAAACCAAAGUUAGGUAGGUUCACUAACACCUUCUCAGCAGAGUAUGAACAAGUCUUGGUGGACCACAUUAAAGAUUUAUCGAAUAGAUGGAUGCCGCUCAUGAAAAAGGAGUUUCUAAAAUUAGCAUACGACUUAGCUGAAGUCAUGAAGAUUCCUCAUCGAUUUAAUAAAGAAAAAGGCAGUGCUGGUAAACAUUUUUAUUACGACUUCAUGAAAAGGCAUUCUGACAUUUCGUUGAGAGCACCGGAAUCGUCAAGCAUGAUGCGCGCCGUAGAAUUUAACAAAUCACAAGUGGAUCUAUUCUACGACAACCUUGAAAAGCUGAUGAAACAGUACAAAUUCACACCCUCAAGAAUUUAUAACUGUGAUGAAACUGGUGUCAGUUGCGUGCACAAACAUCAAAAAGUUCUUGCUCCGAAAGCCAUCCGUCAAGUAGGUAAGCUCACUUCUGCUGAGAGAGGCAAAAAUAUCACAGUUUUGUUCUGUAUGAGUGCUAACGGUCACUUCAUACCCCCAUUUUUCGUAUUUCCUAGGCAAAGAAUGAAUGAAAGGCUAAUGAUGAAUGCUCCAGAUGAGAGCAUCGGUGUGGCCCAGCCUUUUUUUUUGCAAUAUCUAAGAAUAUUCGUCAAACACACGCAACCAACCAAAGAGAACCCUGUGUUGCUUCUACUGGAUGGCCAUUGCAGCCACAAGACAUUGGCGGUUAUCAAUUUUUGCAGAGAAAAUCAUAUUCACUUGAUGAGUUCACCACCACACACUACGCACAAGCUUCAGCCUCUGGACAGGACAUUUAUGAAACCAUUUAAAGACGCAUACAACCAACAAUGCGACUUGUGGAUGAGAAUAAAUGCUGGAUGUCGGAUAACGGAUUACGACAUUGCUGGUUUGGUAAAAGAGGCAUUUAUUAAAGUAGCUCGAUUGGAUAUUGCAGUAUCUGGAUUCAAAUGCACUGGAAUCCAUCCAUUUGACAGGCAUUUAUUUUCUGACUUAGAUUAUUUGCCUGCAGAUAUGACCAAUAUACCACCAGAACAAACAGAAACUGCAUCGAAUGCACUAAACAACGAACAAGCUGUCGUGGUAUCAAACUUAAUCACAAAAGAGCAAAUGAAAGAAUCUGAACAAUCUAAUAGUGAUCCUAUAACCACAAGUCCCAAACCGUCGACAAGUUCUGCUCCCGAUCUUGUUCAGAUAAUCCAUAACUUAUCACCUUUGCCUGACAAAGCAAAAAAACGAACAGCAUCUCGAAAAAGAAAGAGUGAACGAAGUGAAAUUUUAACUUCAUCGCCAUACAAAAAAGUGGCAGAAGAAAAAGAAAAUGAAAAGAACAUGAAAGAUAAAAAGAAGGAAAUAAAAUCUAAGUUUGAAGUAGCAAUGGGAGGUAAAGGAAAGCAAACCAAAGGAAUUAAAACCAAAGGAAAGAGCGUAGACAAAGAAAAAGAAGCGAAAAACGUGAAAGCCACAGGAAAGAAAGGAAAUGCAGUAGAACCAUUAACUGAAACAUCUAACACAAACAUAACAAUUUGCGUAGUUUGCUUAGAAGACACUGACGAAGACUGGAUCCAGUGCUCAUCCUGUCGUGGGUGGGUACAUGAAGCAUGUGCAGACAUUCCAGAGUGUGGAGAUGGCUACAUAUGUGAUCGAUGCAGGUUAUUUUGAAAUGUCCGGUGUUAGGGGUAUGGCACAAAUAUUCGUCCGGUACUAGGUGCCACUUUUUAAAAUUAUAAUUUUUGUUACCAAAGUUUGAUUGAUAGUAUUAAUUAUUUUUUAGCAGAGGUUGCAUUUUUGUUAAUUUAAUUUGAUUUCUAACUUUGUUAUCUAAUAUAAGUCAUAAUUUAAUAAACAUUCCUAAAAUAUUUUUUGUUUUAUUUAUAAAUAACCUUAGGUGUCCGCCACUAGGGGACUUCCCCCUAUAUGAAAAUACAGUCCAUUAUACAAUCCGUUGCUUUUUCAUUAAACAGGCAGAAAAAAAUAAUUAAGCGGCCGUUAGCGUAUUAUUUCACCAAUGGACCUAAUAAGGUAGAGUUAAAAAUAUUAAUACGAACUGUCUUGGUAUAUAGAAUUGACGCUGGGCGUAUCGUAAUCAGCGCAAC